CCCAGAUCCGAUCGCCAGCGCGCGCGCCGGCCGAUCUGGGGCGGGCUCCGCCUCCGCUCCGCCCGAGGCCCGCCGUUGACGGGGUCCGCGGGUCCGUCGAAUUCUUUUUGGGAAUUUCGCGCGUGCUGUUUCGUUCUAGGCUGGUGGUCUUGUGGCUGGGUCGAGGCGUGGCGGUUGGGUUCGGAUCGGAUCUGCGCGAGCUUGAAUUGGGUUGACCGCUGUGGUUGGCGGCAUGCCGGCGUGGGGUCUGCGCCCGCGCGUCUCUCUGCUCCUCCGUUGGGCAGUUUGUGAGGAGGAUUUGGGUUCGCCUUUGGGUGUUCGGUGAACGAGCUUUGGUGGUUGGCGGCGGAUGGGGGUCUGAGUUCAUCCUGGCCCCAUCGUGGCGCGAGUGGCUGCUUGCUCGUGGAUGAAGCAGCGAGCCUCCUUGCCUUGCUUGGCGUGGAUAGCCUUGGUGAUGGGCCAUUGAUUAUGUCCAGAAGUUUCACGGUGACCUUGGCGAGUUCAAUUGCUUGGACGUGCUGAUGAGGUUUGGCUACGUGAAUUGGGUGUGCGCCUGGGUGAUUGCUUCGCCCGUAUGCUGCUUGGUUGCCUGCCUUGUGCUGGUGCUAGUUGAGCAAUCUUUACUUGUGGAGCAACCAAAAAAUCCGUGGCUUCAUGCUAUGAUUGCGUGAAGCAGUUGAGUGACCAAGGGGUGCAGAGCUUCAGUUGUUUGUAGAGUAGCCAAUAAGGAUGAUAUAGAGUUAAAUCUGCUCAAACAGAAGACCUGGGGCUCAGGUUGUUGGCUAACAAUCCCAUUGCUGCGCUGCAGCCCAUCUGUAGCAAUGGCACAGGAGAGCUGGAAACAGGAGUCCGAGGAGACUGGAGUCCAUGCGCCUGAGGCCCCAAUUCUGUGCAUAAACAACUGUGGUUUCUUCGGCAGCAGCAUGACGAACAAUAUGUGCUCGAAGUGCUACAGGGACUUCAUCAAGUUGAUGGAAGCCCCUGUGGUUGAGAAGAAGGUGAUCACGGUGGCAUCUUCUUCUGCGGCACCAAUGGAGACAGCAAAUCAAGAUGAUGUGCCUGCAGCUGCUGCCGCUGAAGCUGUUGCGGAGAAGCAAGCAGAGCAGGAGCCGCCAAAGCCGCCCAGCAACCGGUGCCUGACCUGCCGCAAGAAGGUUGGGCUGACCGGCUUUCUCUGCCGCUGUGGGGGCACCUUCUGCUCCAUGCACCGCUACACCGACUCCCACCAGUGCACCUUUGACUACAAGAAGGUGGCACGGGAGCAGAUUGCCAAGCAAAAUCCAGUUGUGAUGGCAGAGAAGAUCAACAAGAUAUGAUGCAUGGUCGUGUGCAGGGAUUGCUGAAUUCAUGCCUGAGUUCCUGAGUCCUCAAGUUCACUCCAAACGAUAGGUUCCUUCAGGUGGUGGUCUGGGUUAGCGUGGUAGGGGGUCUCAAUUGUGUCUAUCCUUCUCCUUUAUCAUGGUUUCAUUCUCUCGAUUGUGUAAUAAUGUAAAUAUAUUCAAACUGUAAUUUAAUCAUAUUGCUUCCUACGACGAUUGCUGGGUUUAUCGCUGAUCAUGGCUUUCAA
Messenger RNA from Panicum virgatum (switchgrass), 1567 nucleotides. Its product is annotated as zinc finger A20 and AN1 domain-containing stress-associated protein 9-like. NCBI's taxonomy places the organism in Eukaryota, Viridiplantae, Streptophyta, Magnoliopsida, Poales, Poaceae. Gene Ontology annotation, molecular function: zinc ion binding; DNA binding. The record is from RefSeq and is a predicted model, not a curated record. Bases 822 to 1316 code for a protein of 164 amino acids. The transcript is spliced from 2 exons.